AGCGAAAGGCCUUCUUUUUGGUUUGCCUUUCCUGCUUUCCAGUUUUGUGCUCACUUUUAUCCGCCGAGUGGGCUAUGGAGUGUGUGGACCCUGUUACCUCACUCAUCCCUGACUCGCCUUCUUUUCAGCCGAGUUGUGACUCGCCCAUGAGACACCAUCAUCAUCCUCGGAAUUGCAUAAAUUGCAGGAUGGAUCCGUCCCGGAAGUCCAAGCUCAGGCCUUUUGGCCCUUUUAGCUGUGGGUGCUUCUCUGAAUCUCGCUUUCACUUUUGUACCAGUUGGUGCAAUGGCCGAAUCCCAGGAAGUAACUGUCGAGGGGGUUCCGGGAACGCCUGCCAUAAGGGAGGUGAGACCCGAGAAGGUGUCCGAAAAGCUCAAUGCUGGAAACGCGUCAAGUGGGAACCCGAGUUUCGGGAUCAGAAGAGUUAAUUUAAGAGCUGAGAUUGACACAUCGCCGCCAUUCGGGUCUGUUAAGGAGGCAGUGACCCGUUUCGGAGGUAGUGGACCUUGGCCACCUCUUUACAAGCUUGGAGAGGCUUUUAACGAAAUUGAUGGUUUUGACAUCAAGAAAGUGGAGGAGCAAGCUGCAGAGUUGGAGAAAGAUUUGAUAGUGAAAGAACUUGAAACACUUGAUGUGCUUGAAGAACUUGGAGCCACUAAAAGGAUAGUGGAGGAAUUAAAGCAGCAGCUACAGAAAGAAACCUUGAAAUGUUUUGCAACUCCUGAAGUCCAUGCCUAUGGGCCGGCUGGACCUCCUGUCAUUAAGGAGAUGAAUAAGGAAAAUUAUGGAAAUACUGUCAACAACCAAGAACAGAUAUUGCAUGGUUCAAGCCCCUGCUCUGUCUCAUCACCUGAUCUGAUCUUAAUGGAGUUAAAACAAGCUAAACUUAAUCUUGGUAAAACUCUAAAUGAUCUUGGGGUGAUACAAUCUUCGGUUGAAUCUUUGAAUAAGAAGAUGAAGAAGGAGAAGAUUUUUCUUGAGAGGACACACGACAUGCAAACAUCAAAAUAUGCCGCUGUUUGUAUUCAAGAGAGAGCUCAAGAACAAAAUAGAUUAAGUCCUCCUGUAGCUCCUGUAGAAACAAGUGGCAUUUUCGGAGAUCCCAUGAACAUUAUUAAGAGUUUCAAUUCUGACACUGGGCAGUACAAUAGAAUGGUUGAAACGAGAUCUGAAGUUUCAAGUCCCUUCAAUAUGUACGAAGAGAAUGGAUUUGGUAUCAAAACUGCAGAGAUGAGGUGGUUGGCAGCUAAGAAGAUGGAAGAAGCUGCGAUGGCAGCAGAAGCCUUUGCUCUUACUGAAAUCAAGGCACUAUCUAGCACUGAGAGACCAUCUGCCUUUGUCCUGCCAGAGCCCGAGAAAGUGACUUUUCCUUUUGGGGAGCAAUCUCUAACCCCGGAAGCUGAAAUACCCGAAGAGUCAACCACAAAGAAUGUCAUAGAUUCCAAGUUUCAAAUGGAUGAUUUAAAUAUUUCUAAACUGACUAUUCUGAGAAGGAUGGAGGAAGCAACAGCAGAAGUUCGGCAUAGCAAGCAAAUCUUGACAGAAGCUCUGAACAGAGUUGAAAGUGCAAACAGGAAGCAACAUUCUGCUGAAGAGGCUCUGAGGAGAUUGAUUCCUGAGAAUGAUCUCAAGGUACAAGCAAUGUAUAACUCUAUCAAGUGCAACAAAUUCAAUUUAGCCGGAAACUGUCAGGAUUCUCCUCUACCAGGUGUAACAAGAUCAAACCCAGCGAACAACAAUCCAAAGCCUGCUUUAAAGCCAACAGUUUCAAUGAGAGAUGUGCUUAGCAGAAAGCAAGUUCCUGAAGAAUAUGCUACAAGAAAAGAUAUGGAAGAGCAUACUGAAAGACAAAAGGUCGCUUUGAGCCAAAUGCUGCGUGCACUAAGGGAAGAUCUUACGCUUCCUCCAAAAUCAGAGAAAGAUGAGAGCGAUCAGAAGUACAUAGCCCAGAGGAAGAAGUUUGGAUUCAUUCAAAUAUCACUCCCGCUUUCAAGGCCGAGUAAGAAAAGGGCUUGAACUUUUUAAGCUCAUUACAUAUUCAUGCAUGAAUGACCACCGUUAGUGUGUUGAUGUGUAACGGCUGUUGUCAUUUUUUUGUUUUCCGUAGUACAUGAUAUAGAAGAUGUUUGAAUUCAAAAUCUCUUGCUUAUUUCUCACAUGAUAUCCCUUACAACUAGACUCGGGGGUUAGGUAUGUUAAUUCUGUAGAAGAUUGUAUUGGUGUUUGAUUUUGUAAAGGAUUGUGUGCUUGAGCAGUUGGUUUGCAAUGAAUUAUGAUAAAGGUAUUGAGACUUUACUAUCAGGAUCA
Molecule: messenger RNA, 2307 nt
Organism: Prosopis cineraria
Lineage: Eukaryota; Viridiplantae; Streptophyta; Magnoliopsida; Fabales; Fabaceae
Product: WEB family protein At2g40480-like
Exons: 2
Coding region: 286-2016 (576 amino acids)
Source: RefSeq, a predicted model, not a curated record